AUGGCAUACGACGAACAGUGCAACUCACAGAAUCUCAAGGCCAACCUCGACUUGUUAGAAGAAAAGCGGGAGACGGCUCGAGUUCAGAUGGCGGCCUAUAAACAGAAACUCCGCGAGGCCGCCCGCCGCUCUAUCGCCCGCGCCGACCACCUUAGCCGUGUCUUCUCCGAUGACACUUACCACUCCCGGCUCCUCCCCAACCCCAUCGGGGACUACCUGAUAGAAGUCAACGUCGGCACGCCGGCCCAUAAGAUCUUCGCCGUGAUUGACACCGGCAGCGACCUAACCUGGGUCAACUGCAACCCCUGCAUAGGCUGCUACCCAACCUUCGAGCCUAAAAGCUCUUCCACGUACCACCGCUUCUCAUGCGGGGACAACGCCUGCGCCGAUUUCCCCACGCACAGCUGCGGGAAAGGCCUCACCACGUGCGACUUCGCGCUUGCGUAUGCGGAUGGAUCGCACACUUCUGGCUUUCUUGCAACCGAAACCUUCACCUUCGACACCACCGCCGGCUAUCAUGUCCCCAUCCUCAACGUGGUAUUCGGAUGCUCGCACUUUACCCAAAUAACCAUCGCCACGGACACCGUCGCGCUUGUCGGCCUCGGCCGCGGAGAUGUCUCAUUGGCAUCCCAGCUGGGCACCAUCGUGGGUAAGAAAUUCUCCUACUGCUUGGUUCCUCCCUUCAGAGAUGCAGGCUCGAGCCACAUAAGCUUCGGUGCCAAUGCGGUAGUCUCCGGCCCGAAUGCCGUGUCCAUGCCUCUUAUCAACGGUCCAAUACGCAGCUUCUACUAUGUUCCUCUCAGAAGCCUUACCCUUAAUGGCCAGAGCAUCCCCGUGAAUAGCAGGCAUGUUAUGCUCGACACGGGCGCGGCCCUCACGAUGCUCGAUUCGGCCCUGGUGCAAUCAUUGGAGGAUGGGCUGAAGAAUAUCAUGAAGCUCCCGACGGUGCAACAUCCCGAGUUAAGUCUAUGCUUCGAUAUCAGAAGCAAUCGCAAUGUACGUUACCCGAUUAUCACAUUCGAAUUCGAUGGGGUAUCUCUGACGUUGGACGUCGGCCACGUGUUCAUGUUUUUGGACGCGAAUACUGCGUGCCUGGCUAUCAUCUCAAGCGGCGAUGCCGACCAACCUGGGGUCAUUGGCAGCCGUGCUCAGGUCAACUUUCACAUCGGCUAUGAUCUUGACAACCAGAAGAUCUCCAUUGCUGGCGUUAAUUGCGCCAACUUGUGA
Molecule: messenger RNA, 1227 nt
Organism: Elaeis guineensis (African oil palm)
Lineage: Eukaryota; Viridiplantae; Streptophyta; Magnoliopsida; Arecales; Arecaceae
Product: aspartic proteinase CDR1-like
Biological process (GO): proteolysis
Cellular component (GO): extracellular region
Molecular function (GO): aspartic-type endopeptidase activity
Source: RefSeq, a predicted model, not a curated record